This is a messenger RNA of Rubroshorea leprosula, 2669 nucleotides long. Lineage: Eukaryota; Viridiplantae; Streptophyta; Magnoliopsida; Malvales; Dipterocarpaceae. The record is from the annotation of a GenBank genome assembly.
GUGGAAGUAGCUGAAGACCUCAACAGUGUUGGAUCGUGAAGCUGCCCAAACAUUUGGCGCCGUCUGUGGGAAUUGAACAAGAAGUUGUGUAGCUUAACCUGCUGAAAGACAAAAUGGUUCGUACUUUUAUCGGAAGUCGCCCCCUGAGAAAUGAAAUGGACGAACAAGAGGACACUCAACUAUCUGACCUUGGCUUGAAUGAUUUUAGACCAAUGCCGAGAAACCUUUUCGUUGGGGGAGCAGAACAAGAUCAGUUAAGUGGAACAGAUGAUGAUGAAAGAACACUAAGUGGGUAUGCAACUCAGCCUGAACACUUCCAAAUUCCAACAGGAACAAGGCAAAGACAUCCCAGGCAAGGUAGUCUACAGCAUGAACGACCUGAAAGGUCAACAGUGCCUGCUCGAACAACCGAGCUCGAAGAGAGAACCAAAGUUCUCGAAAUGGCAAUGGGUAAAAUCCUUGUCCGCCUGAUCCUUGAUGACCCCCUGAUUCCUUUGCUGAACAGGGAUCCACAGCCAGCUGCAGUGGUUGCAACCCGUAACUCCUCGGCCCUGAGUAAUGUGGUGGUCCCAACCAGACCAAGGGGAAGUGGGAGGUUAAACCUAGAACCCAGCUCAUCUAAGCAUAAUGAAGAAUUGAUAAAGAAAAACACUAACCCCGAAAGACAGCUCAAAGAUGUUCAUAAGAAGGAAGGAGAAUCCCUGAGGGAUUACAUGCAACGGUUCAACAAGGCCACCUUAGAUAUUGAUAACGUCCCCGAUACCAUCUGCUUGUCUGCCUUGCUGCAUGGUUUGAAGAGUGGUCGGUUCUUAGACAACCUACUAGAAAACCCACCAAAGACGUGGAACGAAGUAAAUGACAGGUUGGCUAGCUUCAUAUUGUCAGAAGACUUCCAGUCGUCCAAGCGACGAGCUGAUAAUAGACAAAGCAAAAGCCACGAACAACCACUGAGGAGAGAGGAAAAGAAAAAGAAAAAAACACAAAUCCAGCACUGGAUUAAAAGACCCCCACCCCCACUGCAUGAUUCCCUAAGAGUAGAAAAAAGCAAGCAUUGUGACUAUCAUCGUGCAUACGGUUACAAUACAGAAGACUGCCAACACUUACAAGACGAGCUGGAGUUUUUAGCUUGCAAUGGGAAACUAGAAGGAUAUGUCCAGAAGCCCUACGCCCAGCAACCAACUCAAACCCAUUUUGUACAGGGGGGCCGUCAAUUCAAUAAGAGAGGACAAGGACAAAGAACCGCCACCCAGAACCAAAAAGACAGGAAAGGGGUAGGCUAUGCUAGGAUACCCUCGCCCUCGAGCACAAUAAAUAUGAUCUCGGGUGGUAUACACUCUGGAGGCCAAAGCGCUCGGGGCCAACCACGCUUUAGGAUGGCUUUUGUUAGCUUUCUAGUCGUCAAGAUGGAAUCAACUUUCAAUGCUAUAUUAGGAAGAGCCACCCUGUGCGAGCUGAAGGCUGUUAUUUCACAACCACAUCUCUGUAUGAAAUUCCCAACUCCCCAGGGGGUAGGAAUGCUUAAGGGGAAUCAAAAGAUGACCAGAGCCUGCUACCAAGAUACUUUCAAGAAGGUCGAGCUCGCUGCAGCCCCGAGAGGCUCUUCUGAAAUCCACAAACCUACCCAGCCCGGUCAACAGACAAUGAGUAUAUCAGAUAUUGAGCACCGACCUGAAGGAGUCGAGCAGAAGGCUGAGCCGAUAGAACCAGUAGAAGCAGUCCCCUUAAACCCUGAUGUGCCGAAAAGAACAAUUAAGAUCGACACCAAGCUUACAGAAGAAGAGCGAGCAGAGCUUUUGGAGUUUUUAAAUGUUAACCAAGAUGUGUUUGCAUGGACAACGGAAGAAAUGCCCGCCAUUCCAAUGGAGUUGACAGUCCACAAACUCAGCACGGACCCCACCAAAAGGCCGGUAGUUCAGAAACGUCACCUUUUUGGCCCUGAGAAGCAAGCUGCUAUAGAUGAAGAGAUACAAAAGCUGCUACAGGCAGGCUUCAUCAGGAGAGUUGAAUACUCUGAGUUGGUGUCCAACCCUGUGCUCAUUAAAAAACCAAACGGCAAGUGGAGGAUGUGUAUUGAUUUCACCAACUUAAAUGAGGUGUGUCCAAAAGACCCUCAUCCCUUGCCAAAUGUUGAGAAGCUAGUAGAGCGGGUAGCCGGACAUGAAUGGAUGAGUUUCCUUGACGCUAGUUCGGGCUAUCACCAGAAGCUGGUGCAAGUCGCCUUUAAGCUCCAAAUCGGUAGGAAUAUUGAAGUAUAUGUGGACGACAUGAUAGUCACCAACAAGCGAGCUAAGGAUCACAUAGACGACCUAAAUGACACAUUUCAAAACUUGCGCAGAGCCCAAAUGAAGCUGAAUUCCUUGAAAUGCACAUUUGCUGUGGAAUCAGGAAAAUUCCUAGGGUACGUGGUAUCCAAGAAAGGAAUUGAGGUAAAUCCAGAGAAGGUUCAAGCCGUUCAUCAAAUGGAGCCUCCCAAGACCGUAAAAGAUGUGCAGCGUCUGACAGGUCGUGUGGCCGCAUUACAUAGGUUCAUAACCAGAUUGGCAGAAAGAUGCCUCUCGUUCUUCAAAGCCCUGCGAUAGCCUAAGAACUUUCGGUGGACCGAUGAGUGUCAGCAUGCGUUUGAUGAGCUCAAACAAUAUCUGGCAUCAGCACCCCUACUGUCUAAGCCU